This is a messenger RNA of Akanthomyces muscarius, 1512 nucleotides long. RefSeq lists its product as uncharacterized. The record is from RefSeq and is a predicted model, not a curated record. Gene Ontology annotation, biological process: dephosphorylation. The transcript is spliced from 2 exons. The coding region runs from base 1 to 1512 and encodes 503 amino acids. Gene Ontology annotation, molecular function: phosphatase activity. NCBI's taxonomy places the organism in Eukaryota, Fungi, Ascomycota, Sordariomycetes, Hypocreales, Cordycipitaceae.
AUGUCGUUGGAGCCUCGCCCCGCGUACACCCCCGACGAGCUCGGCCGGCUGUACCCGUCGCCGCUGCGCCUGCAGCAGGUCCAGGUGCUCAUGCGCCACGGCGAGCGCACGCCCGUCACCAACCGCUUCGCCAGCGCCGGCCUGCCCGAGUUCUGGCCCUACUGCAGCCAGUCGUCGCGCCUCGUCUCCGCCGUCCUCGACCCGGCCUCGUCCUCCUGGACGUCCCUCGACUGGCGCCGCCGCCUCGAGACCUUUUCCGCCGACAGCCAGACGCCGACCCUCGGCGCCGCCGGCAAGGGCGGCCCCGUCGACAACAUGUGCGAGCUCGGCCAGCUCACCGACAAGGGCCGCGAGACCACCACCGCGCUGGGCGCCCGCCUGCGCAGGCUCUACGUCGACCAGCUGGGCUUUCUCCCCGCGACGCUCGAGUCGAGCGACGACUUGUACCUCCGCUCGACGCCCAUGCCCCGCGCGCUCGAGUCCAUGCAGCAGGCCCUCCACGGGCUGUACCCGCCCGGCACCCGCGACGACAGGCUCGCGCCCGUCACGAUCCACACCCGCCACUGGGUCGACGACACGCUGCUGCCCAACACGGCCAACUGCAAGCGCUUCGCCAAGCUGAUGCGCGCCUUUGGCCGCCGCGCCGCCGACCGCUGGGACGACUCCCCCGAGAUGGACCGCAUCAACGCCAAGCUGCGCAGGUACAUGCCCGCCGACCCGGCGCGCCCGACGACCAACACCAGGAUCGGCGUCGCCUCCCACCCGGCGCUCGUCGGCGUCAUGGACACCAUGGCCGCGACGGCCGCGCACGACGGCGCCGCGACCAAGCUCCCCAGGGACUUUUACGAUCCGCAGGUCCGCGCCGACAGCAUCCGCAUCGUCGUCGACGAGUGGUUCGCCGGCUUCCGCGAGAGCAACGAGUACCGCACCCUCGGCAUCGGCGGCCUCCUCGCCGACAUGACGGAGCGCAUGGUCGGCAGCGCCGAGGGCGUCCUCCCCCACUCCAGCGCCACGACCCCUCUCAGGUUCGGCCUCUCGGGCUGCCACGACACGACCCUCGCCGCCACCGUGACCAGCCUCGGCGGCGACGGCCCCGACGGCAUGUCCUGGCCGCCCUUCACCUCCCACAUCGCCGUCGAGCUCCUCCGCGACGAGCGCAUCGUCGCCCAGCCGCCCAGCACCCACAGCCCCGCGUCGCAGGCCGCGUCGUGGGUCCCGCGCAUGCUCGGCGGCGCGCAGCCCAUCGGCCGCCGCCCGACGUACGAGCUGACGAGCGCCGAAAAGGAGCGCCUCCGCGGCUACUACGUGCGCGUGCGGUACAAUGACGAGCCGGUCCGCGUCCCGGGGUGCCGGCCCGCGGGGAAGCACUACCAGGAUGACGAGACGCUGUGCACGCUGGCAGCGUUCAAGUCGAUUGUGGACCGCAUCACGCCGACGGACUGGAAAGCCCAGUGCGGCGCCAACAUGGACAAGCCGGCCAUCCCCAGCAAGCCGGAGCCAGCGGGCUACUAG